AUGGAAGCCAUUACUGGUGAUGAUGGAGGUGAACCCACCGGGACCGAAAGGGACACUUAUUCUGAGCGAACUGCAAUCUUGGUGCCGGAACGGGUGAGUCAAGACGCUACUUACCGUACUCAAAGUAAACUCUUGACCAGAGAUAGCGAUAUUCGACGUAGAACGCCUACCUACUCUUCCAACUAUAUUCCACCGCAACAUAGCGUGCAUGUGAAAUAUCCGUCUGCCAUGGAUUUGACAAAUAUUCAGCGUGUAUCGAACUCACCAGGUGCAAUUGUGGCAGCACAGCAAUUGUGUGGUGAUGAUCUUCUCGUAUUUCGUGCGUUUGAAGUGGCUCAUUUACGCCCCACUACGAAUGCUACCAAGUUCGGACAAUGUGAGCACUGA
Plasmopara halstedii is the source of this 387-nucleotide messenger RNA. RefSeq lists its product as uncharacterized. NCBI's taxonomy places the organism in Eukaryota, Oomycota, Peronosporomycetes, Peronosporales, Peronosporaceae. The coding region runs from base 1 to 387 and encodes 128 amino acids. The transcript has a single exon. The record is from RefSeq and is a predicted model, not a curated record.